AUGGAGUUUACAAAUUUGCACAACCUGAAGGCUCACAACGGAAAAAUCCGCUGUCUUCUUUGGACCAAUGAAGAUCAAAAACUCAUUUCUUGCGGUAUGGAUGGUGCUGUCUAUGAAUGGGACAUAAACACAGGCAAGACGUUCAGCAGAUAAUCUUAACUCCACUGAAGGUAAAAAAGUUAACCAAAAUCCAAAUAAGUUAGUCUCCUUAUCCCAGAAACUAGCGGAAGAUCGCUCUUCAGCAGAUUACAGUCGAUAAAAUGACGGCCAGUUUAAUGUCCUCCAUAGCCGUCGCACAAAGUGAAAAACAGCUAGUAAAGGGCACGCGAGAGUAGAGGUCUUCGAUCUGGCUUGAUUGUAGGAGGGAAUAUGAAAGUUUGGUUUUGCUUUGCAACUACAUUCUAGUGUCCACGUAGGCUGUUAAGCAGCCAUAAGCAAUGAGCACUUGAAGGGUAUCAUCAACAAAGGCAAUGGGCGCUGGUAAUUAGGCAGCCAUACCAAAAUCGCGGGUCAGAAAACUCGGAUUUGAGCACUAGUCCUUCGGUCACUGAGCCAAGCACUAACUUCAUAUCAACUUUCCAUAUCUUUGCUUGUGAAGCUUGUUGAUUAUAGCGUGUACUUUUGUUGGUGUGGCCAGUGCCAUGUUUGAUUUUUGCAUUCCGCCGGCUGAGAAAAGUGGGAAUUUCCAGCAUGCAUAGCAAUCAGGCAAAUGUCACGGAUAAAUGUACAGUUUCCAAAACCCUGCACACCAGAGGUUUUAAGGUCUAUCUACUGUCUGCAUUCUACAGCAGGCCACGAAUAUUGACGGCCGCUUAAAGAAAUCAUUAUUGUCAUAGGCUCAGGGCACAUUCUAAGGUCGCAAUGGUCCUACCAUUUGGUCACGUGGGAGCGGUUCUAGUGCCAUACACUCUAAUUAAGCGUGAUAUCCAUUAUAUUUCUGGAGCACUAGGAGCGGAAUUACUGAGUAUAAGUGUUGCCUAAGUCCCUAUGUCCACUUCCCUAGAGCACUAGCAUAGAUCCUUAAACGCAAUUUCAGGUGUAACACUGAUGAUUCAUAGAGAUUGUUAAAUAACUGCGAACAAUAUGGCUUUAGAGACAAACCUUUUAAAGUCUCCAGAAAUCUAGUGAAAGGCCCGUGAGGAAUUGUUUAAAAUAUCAGCUGAAUUCCAGACCUUCAAAAUCGCAGUGGUGGAGUCUUCGUCUUUAUUUACAGUCCGCUAGUAUAAACGUUCCAAUCUGUUUCAGUAUAGAAGGCCAGAAGUGAUAUUAAGCCCAGGCCGGAUACCUCUCAAAUCCUGAAAAAGCGUUAGACACAAAUGGCAAAGACAAAAACAUGAUUUAAAAUGUCCAGUAACAAGCAUGUUUGCUAAUUCCUUGCAAAAAAGGCUUAAAGUGCUUUUGUCAGUUCUCUUAAAAUGAUAUACUAACUAUGAGAAAAUAUACAUAACAGUUGUAGGAAGUGAAAAGGGCAUUUUGUAAGGCGAGCAUACAUUGUGCACGAUUUUGCCAGGAUGGUAUUUCAGUAUAACAGCCUGACGUAUCUCAACUUUUUAUUGGACAGUGCAUGAGCAAGUACUGACUAGCAUAUUAUGAGUUUUGGCAUCAGCUGUAGCAUCAGUUCUUGAAUGCGGUGUCUAUUGACCCGCCAGUAUAAGCUCCAUUAAAGUUCGAUUUGUGUAUCUAGAAUUGGUGGCCAUAGGUUUUUUUCUUUUUUAUUUUGCCACCAUUGCGUCUUUUGGCAAAAUUUUUAUUGAUGCCAUUUUCUCCGCAUUGUGGUAAUUGCAAGUUAUUCAGUUAGUAAAUAUUAAUAAAAGUAAGCUUACCAUAUUUUUUUCUAAAAAUUAUCAAAACAUCGCGUGUUUAUUAUGCAACCUCAAGUACUCCUUUUCACCCGUCAACAGGCAGAAGAAUUAGCGAAAAUGUUAUGAAAUCUUGCAGUUAUAGCUGUGUUACCGCAACCAAAGAUGGCUCACGCACAUAUGCCGUGGGAUCAGACAGGAAAAUUAAAGAAAUAAGUGAUUCGACGGUGAGUUUGGUGCUGUGCGAUUACUUUUUAUCUUGGCCAAAACGUCUGACUAUUUCGUCAACCAAACCCGUUUUAUUUCUGGAAGAACUAGAGUUCAUGAUUCCUUAGGUGCAUUUGUCAAAACAUGGUUGAGGUUGUGAGGACCGCCGACAUAUCUGAAAACCGCAUUUUUGGGUAAUAGUUUCAGUCGCAGUAUAGUUUUUAAAGUAAGAAAGAUCGGCCUCCAGGGAAACAGAAGAAUGCAAAAAUCAACGAUUUGACUGUUGACACUAAAAGAGGUUGGGACUGGAAACUAGUCCUUGUUGAACCAGUAUGCGGACUUGCAUAACUUCAAAAGGCCGUCUGAUUCAUUAAAUGUGCCUCAUUUUCCAAAACUGAGCCCCGCAGAUGAGGAAGUUAGCGCUGUUAAACGCCAAAAUAUGCACAAACCAAAACGCCUUAAUUCUCUUCUUAAAUCAGUUUGGCGAGGUCGGUGUGCACUUUGUACAGGUUAGGACCGGCUGAGUUUUCAUAUGGAGAUUCUGAAAGCAAGUCCAUGGCAGACGUAACUUUAGUGUCUCGAGUCAAUGAUCCCCUUCACAAUAUACCAAUUGUUUCUAUCUUCUGUCAUUGUUUAGUGUUGUGAAUAGUUAUGUCAGUGAUAUCGCAUUCUUGUUAGCUUUUGUUUUAUCAUAAGUUCUCCCCAUGCAGUAUUUAAAAUUGUUUGUCAAUUUAGAAAUAAGUUUCAAAAUAUGGACCUCACGAAAGACAACAGCAUUUGUAUCCUGGCGGAUAUGAGGCAAACACUGACAUCUCUGUAGAGACAGUUCAUAUCGGCCAAAUGCGUUUGGGAACUAAUAAGAUGAGGGAGCGGGGUUCUGUGAUGAAACACUGACGAGAGUGUUAACAGGAUGGGACCUUUUACCAAACCCCAAAUAAUCUAGCGGACUCCAAUGGACCUUUGAAAAUAGUUAAAUUUUGUCUAAAAGCCUUUGCUGACCCCGACUGCGUCCUUACGUUUCUUGUUCUUUUCAGAUAGCGUUAGAAGUUGAGUCACCAGACAUGCUACUUACUGCUGUCGCACUGUCAAGCACAGGCAGGAUGCUGUUUUGCGGCAGUAAGACAGGCCAUGUUCGGUCCUACAAAUUUCCAUUUACUGGAAAUCCUGAGUGGGAAGAUUAUGUUGGUCACUGCGGUCAAAUUGUCAAAAUGAGGAUCACCAUGAAUGAUGAGUACUUAAUCACGGUUUCCGACGACAGUUCCAUCAUGGUAUGGGAGUUGCAAGAACGAGAAGGACGCAAUGUGAAGUUGGAGAAAGAGAUUGCCUGGGCAGAGGAAAUACUAAUUACGAAAACUGAUCUGGAGGAGAAGGUGAGUCUCUCCCAGUCCCCAACGCGGAGAUCAUUUACGAAAAACAAUUAGUGUCUACUGUUUUAUCUUAAGUAGCAGUGAUUGUAAACCUAAACCGAUGGUCCUCGGGCGUUGACUGACGAAAAAGCGUUAAAUAAGGUUUACGCCCGGGCUGUCGAGAAGGUAACAGACAACAUCGUGCCAAGUUGACUAUUGGUUGUUUUGGCUAGACGCCUCAUUAGUUUUAAAGGGGUUGCGACUUGCUGAAAUGGCUUCGGAAUGCUACGUAGCAAGUCCCUCAGCGUUUUUGUGUAAUGAGUACAUGUCCCAUUAGAGGGAACUUUGACAUUGAGAUAUGUGGCUUCACGAAAUUCAUUUACCCUUAAGCUAAAUGAGUCACCAAUGCCAGAAAGUCAACUGAGGGGUGAAUUAUGAUGAUAGUGGUGGAUCUAGAUAUAAAGCGAAACUCUUGAAUUUGUUUCCAUAUAAAGAACAUUGCUUGCAUGACUAUCCAAUUCUGCCCUGUGUGCCUGGUAAGUCAGCGUUGUUCGGACAUAGAUUGUAAAAGUGCAUUUUUAUAGUUACUGCGCAGGGAACCGCGUGUGUUUCAGAAUAGACAUUAAAAAAACACAAGUUUUUUUUAUAGUUAAAAAUGUCAAUCAUUGAUUUUGUUUGGACUUCGACAGAGUCGGCGAGGUUUUUUGAACGAACCGCGGUGUUUAUUUGUCGAAGAAAGUUUACUGGCAUUUACGCCGUUCUCUCAAUAAACACACCAAUGUCCAGAGAAUAUUGAGUUAGAUAUAGAACAAUUCUCAGGGUUAUUCAGACAUUUGUGCACAUUAGACCAUAUCAGCGUCUACACGCACGUAUAUUCAAGCAAGCGCCCCAAAAAGUUUCCGAUUUGCACCUUACAUUCGAAGAAAUUAUCCAUUUCUUUUAGGCAGAAAAGUCUUCAGAAGGUGUAGUUUUAUGUGCAUCCUCAUGCGAAAAAGGGUUUCCGCUAAGCACCAGCAGGAAUCUCUAGAAAAAAGAUUUCCUUCUUAUUUGGGAGUGGCUUGCACCGAGUCGCUCUGAUUGAACGAUAAAAUACAGGCCAUUUUAUUUUAUCAUCGAGCUGUUAACAAUAAUCGCAGGGAAACUGGAACGACUGUUCCUCCUACGACUAUCUGACUGGGCUUCAAACUAAGUGCGCCGGCGCACCCGAUUUUGAAGCCAUCGCGCGCUGAUGACGGAUAAUAGUUUAGGAAUGACCGCCUCAGGAUACUUAUGUCGUUGGUGGCUCCCCUUUUUACUUCAAGUUAUAUGCGGAUUUUUAGGGAAUGACCCACGACACAGUAACACAGGAGAUGUUCAGUUGGAAGUUGCCAUAUUGUGAUGCUUGAGCUCUCUGCAUAGUGGAUUUUAUUCCAUCCGGUACUGCGCUUCAAAUUAAGUGAACCUUUCCCUUUGAAAGCAUACUUUCAGAAGUUUUGGUGCAUAUCGAACACUGGUUGCACGAUAUAUCGUACUUGAUAGCUAAAAGCCCAGACACGUUCAUCAACAAUAUUCUGCCGAUAUAUGACAGUUACGAGGGGUUUGACUUACUAGUAGGUCCCCUAGUGUUCCUCGUGUGCUUUCUGGUAGACACAACAGUUUUGAACUCACAACGUUUUUAAUUUUCUCGGGUAUUAUUCAGUUGUGGCAUAUCAUGCAGCCUACGAACCAUAUACAUGUACAUGCGGGAUAACAUUACCGACAAAGAAAAAGGAGACUGGAAUGGCCAUUUCCGGCUUAUUAACCGUCGUCAGCCAGCCAUACACAAACCUGAACACCUGGGGCUCUAUCCCGCGACCUGUCGGUUAGAAGUCCAACGCCUCUAACCACUGAGCCAUGGGCCCGUUGUCCUGUUGGUUGCGCUCGAGAAUAUAUAAUGAUGGAGGGGCGCUCACCGCGGUAUGGCUGGCUGACGACGGCUAAUAAGCUAGAAAUGGCCAUCAUAGUCUUCGCUGUCUUUGUCGGUAAUGCUAAUCUGCCUACAUCAUGCGCCACUUUGCGACUGCUAGUUGGGCUCUAGAGAGGACCAUAAGGCACAACGGGAUGAGUUAGUUCCGUAAAAAAACAAUCGGCGAGCGCCCCGAUACCGUUAUAUAUGUAUAUAUUGUAAAUAGAAGCGAAGGUGCGCGUCCCCGGACAUAAAGUAGAAGAAAAGGCGAUCUCGGGACCGAAAAUUCUGCUAGUAGUGUCCGCGGCUCAUGUUUUUGACGCUGACGGUUUUACUGGAAAGUCCACACAAGUACCGGAAUUUCGACCAUCGUUAUUCAUAUUCCUAAUAUGAUUGCCAUCACUUCCUUCUGGUUUUUUCAAAUGACCCUAGACGCGCGGAUUCACUGCUUGAAGAGUUUGUAUACUCUCGCCUGUGCAAUAUGGAAAAUACGGGGCCAGUAGGAGGAGGGAGGAUGAGAAAUCUUAAUGUGGCAUUCGAAGAUGUUAAAGAAAGCCGAGCACCAAACUGGAAAAGAUGCAUUGUUCCACUUUGUUAGGCUGACGUCCUCGCAGAGUUGGCAUCGUAUGGAAAUAGAGGACAAGAUUGCUUAUCGACGGGUUAUAUAAGUUCAGUAGGUCGUAUUUUAGAUAUCGUCCAAUAUGCGUUAAGUCGAGAUGCACAACGAUCCAUCUCACCUAAUGACUUCUUCAAAUAUAUUUUUAUGCGUCGGAAAAUUCUCCUGGAUAGGUACCCCGUUCCUUCUGACUUAUCCCGGUUCCCAGUUCCAUCAGAUAGAUAAUUUACCUGGUCGUUCCUUUGUCCCCAGUUGUGACUUGAUCCAUCUCUUCUGAGGCCUCCAAAAUAACGAUGCUAUUGUUCUUUCCCAGACUUCCGUCAUGUCUGAAUUGAAGACCAGAGUCGAAGAGCUUAAAAUGGAAAAUGAGUAUCAACUUCGUCUGAAAGACAUGAAUUACAGUGAACGAAUAAAAGAGCUCACUGAGAAGUUUAUCAAGGAGAUGGAAUCGUUGAAGGUGAAGAACCAGGCUCUUCGUAUCGAAAAGGACAAAGAGGAAGCCAAACAUGGUGAGCAACUGCAGGAAGUGAUGGAAAUGCACACCAAGGAGUUAGAAGAAAUUGAAAAGAACUUUAACGAAAAGUUUUUAUCGGAGCACGAGAAAAGCGUGGAGCUGCAGGAAAAGGCACAAAAAAUGCAGGAAUCUUAUGAGAGCCAGAUCAGUGAGAUGACUGCAGCUAGAGACAAGAUGCUGGAAGAGUUAACCAGCUUCUUUGAGAACAAGUUGAAUGAGAAGGGUCAACUGAUGGAGAUCCUGAAGAAGGAAAAUCGGGAACAGGUGAUGGAACACGAGGUAACCAAAAGGCUAAUUGAGGAAGACGCGGAUCGCGAAAUUCUAGAUAUGAAAAUUACCUACGAGCGUCGUCUGCGUGAAGAACGUGAGGCUAACGCUCGAUUACGUGGCGAAUCAGGAAUCAUGAAGAAAAAGUUCGCCAGCUUACAAAAGGAGAUUGACGAUCAUAAGGAAGAAAUUAAAAAGUUCCACGGGGAAACGCAGAAACUUAAUGGGAUAAUCAGAAAUUUGGAGAAGGAUGUCCAAGGCCUAAGGAAGGAAAUUCAAGAGCGAGAUGAGACGAUUCAAGAUAAGGUAGGGUUUGCUGAACUAGGCUUGUCAGAAGUAGUUAAGAAUAUUUAUCUUAAACAAGAGUCAGCAAAUUAAUCGUAGGGCUUUUAAAGCAUGUCUGAAUAAGCAGGAGCUCUUCUAGGCCUAGCCGUGCAGUAGGUAAGGCAUCGUCAAAUUAGUAAUUUAAUGUAGUGAGUGUACUUGUCUAAAUAAAAAUAGAGCAAUCGAUAACGGAGAAUUGUCUGCCUCGCCGGAAGUCAGGCGCGAAUCUCUAGCAGCCUGCGGUGGUCCUACACCCUUAAUGCUAGAUCGAAGGUUACAUGGCUGUAAACACAGCACUGAGGCCGAGCACUUUGGUAAACAGUAAGCAAAUGUUUGCCAUUUGCACCAAUUCCUCAGAGUUUUUAGCUUUCAGUAUAUUUAAGAAUUUUGCGUGCUUGAGUGAGGUCCCAGCACCCGUAAGAUUGCAAGUAGACUCUACCCACAGUGGUUAGAAUGGAAGGACUACAUAUGUGCACUUGCAAAUUGCGUCAGGUAGUGCAACACUAAAUAAAGGCAAGACCCGCAUGGUUACAUAGGUGAGGGAAAAGACAAGUGUAAUUGACGUUGGAGGGAAGGUUCGAUCAUUUGUAGACGUCAGUAAGGCUUUCAUGUGCAGGCCUGUAAACUUCUUUGACAGUUUUAUACUAUAUGCAAAUUCGUAAGUUUGUAUUUUUUCCAACCAAAAGGAAAAGAGAAUCUACGACCUGAAGAAGAAGAAUCAAGAGUUAGAGAAGUACAAGUUUGUCCUGAACUACAAGAUCACGGAGUUAAAGAAGCAGAUCGAACCCCGAGAAACGGACAUUAAAAACUACAAAGAACAAAUUCAAGAGGUACGUAACGCGCAUGGGUCGAACUCCUUCUUUAUUAAAUGUUGUUUUGCUGGAGGCGAUUUGAGCAGAUACGCGAAGGACGCUUUUCUAAACCAUGUCUGUAACGGCUUACGUAUCUUUAGUUAACACAUGUAUGUUGCUUCAGUCGGCAGAACAAGGUAACUACAGUGUGUGUUGGCCGAAAUUCUGAAAUGCGUUUUCCAUUAGGAAGGAUUACUUAGAUGGGUUUGUAAUAUUGAUUAUUGUUUAACAUAAUCCUAAAAUAUUUCGGAUUUGGCAGGAUGUCGGCUUUUGAAUGCCUUUUGUUUUGACCUCCUGCAGAAACCACACUUGGCAAAAAUAUAUUACUUAAGUAGUGUGCAUUUUUCACAUUGAUUUUCGAUAGUCAUACGAAUUCAAGCAUAUUGUUUAGAAAGCAUGCACAAGAUAUUCUUUCUUUUACUCGUUUGGUAUAAGAUCGCAUUGUCUUCAUAUUUUAUAUCCUAAGGAAGAUUAUCUUUUGGUUUUAGAAGUAUUAAGACCAUGUGAUGUCCAUACAUACAACAUCACACAUGUCCGUUUACCAAUACUCCUCAUGAAAUGUACAACAUAGUCCCCAUCCUUUGCCAAAUUUUAUGAACUCUAUAUAGUGUCUUCUCAAAGGCAUAGAGAACUAUGUGAUUUUCCUUACGCGGAAACAUGCACGUUGUAUUCUGAAUUCGCUAAACGCUAAUGCAACGACGGAUCAGGCUCUAAAUUAUUCGAGAAUUGGGACACUUUCUAAACUUAAAUAUACACUUUCCCUAGGCACAAACUAUGAAAACAAUGCGAUCUUCUACCAAACGAGUAAAAUAAAGAAUAUCUUGUGCAUGCUUUCUAAACAAUAUGCUUGAAUUCGUAUGACUAUCGAAAAUUAAUGCGAAAAAUGCCCGUUGCUUAAGUAAUAUAUUUUUGCCGAAUGUGGUUUCUGCAGAAGGUCAAAACAAAAGACAUUCAAAAGCCGACAUCCUGCCAAGUCCGAAAUACUAGAGGAUUAUGUCACACGAUAAUCAAUAUUACGAAACCAUCCAAGUAAUCCUUCCUUAUCGAAAACGAAUUUCAGAAUUUCGGCCAACAUUUCAUGAGAUCGGUCACGCACGGUAAUUUUAGGAGAAUUAUUGUCAGGAAAGGAAACGCACGCUUUCGAUCAAAUGCCUCUAACGCUUUGAGUGGUGGAAAUUCAACCCAACGGUUUUUUAGAAACUUGAAAGGGGUUUACCACCAAGAACAGGGUAACUGAUAUGAACAUUCCCGGCUGGUUUGCUAUCAGUUUCUCAUACUACCUGGGGCAUAAACUUUGAAUCUGAACCACAUGGGAGAGGCGUUCGUCGAUUUAUUCUAAUUACAAAUGCAAUACGGACGAUUUCGUUUUGCUUUAGAACUGCUGUCACACUUUGUAACACUGAAGCCGUGAACUUGAUUCUCAACGAAUCUAAGAUGGUUCAGGCACUGGGACUUUGGGCCUUGUGUUAGGGGUCAUUGGGCAACGACUACAAGUAAAGGAAGAAUGAAAAGUUCAGUCUCUUUUUAUCGAGGAAUUUCGAUUAUCGCUUCCAAGCCGAUUUCUUGGAAGGUAAUGCAAGCCCAACAUUCCGCCCGUGAGUUUGAGUUAGAUUGAAGAGUGGAAUGCAUUUCCGCCAUAAAAUAGUGAUGAUCUUCUUUUGUCAGUGAAUUUUCUGUAAUAAAUUCCGUGAAGAAACCACCCUGUGAAGAAUAUUAUCAAAUUGGCCCGUGAGCGACCUAUUGGUCACAGAUGCGCACAAAUUCGAUUGUAAUGCUUUGGGUUCAUUCAUUUGGCAGUCUGUCUAAGGGGUUGCUCGCAAGUCAAUAGUGAAUGCUGUCGCAAACAGAGUGAAGACAGUGUUCCGAAUGGUUAAAACGUUCAACAACGGAGAUUUCAAGCAGUUUUAUACGCAUUACGAAAAAACUGUUAAGUAGGUGCGCAGAAAUGCGGGCAACUCCUGAAAAAAUAACAAGGGACCUAAGGCAACAAGAGUCAGUCAUAAAAGCUGAUACUCUCGUUCAUUUUUUACGGACAAUAAUAACUACGAAGCAUGUCGUGACUGAAACUGCACGGACAUCGGGUUAUACCCCCAGAAUCACAGACGGAUCAAGAUGUAAGGCCUACAAAGCAAACCAUCCACCAGCUCCGUUAAUGCACAAACGGUUUCCAUAUCUAACUGCCAUUCAACCUAACUUUGCGAUUAGGGGGACGAUAAGAUCCCCAGCUGCGUCCUUUAGCUCGCUCUCCCCUCCUUCUUUCUGUCUGAAGAGCAGGCCCAAACAGUAAUGCAGGGCGCGAGGGCAGCAAGAGGCUUCAGCAGGGUUGAUAAUUGUCCUGUUUGCUUUAGAAAGUCAAAAUAUGGGAAAAAGUAGCCCACUCAAAACUACAGCAGCUGAAAGUGCAUUCCGUUUUUCCUCUGAUAUACGAGUAGAAGAGAGAGAAGCUAACCUGCAAGCGGCCUCCUCAGAGGGCCAGCCCCCGGUACCUCCUUGUUUCCACAUCUUUCCUUAUCAGACACCCGCCGGAAGGUUCAAACCUAACUGACAGAUUGGUCGUUGCGGGCCUCAGACGGCUUUAGCUCGUCUAUUCCCCCCGCACGAAAAUUGCUUCGUAAGAGUAGUUGGAAGGGUUACUUUCAUGUCGUCGGCGAUCUGAAAAGACGAAGAUUCUUUAGGGGAAAGCCGGCGUGAAUUCAUAUAAUGCAUAUGGUCUAAUGAACGUCAUAUUCUAAGACAAGUCCAUUUCCAGGGUCAUAUUUAAAUUAAUCUCGCAAUUGUGAUUCGAAGAACAUUUGGCCUCUGGGUGUAAAGCAAGAGAACACAACAGAUUUCUCUGUAUUCUAUAGAAAAUAAUUAUGUGGAAGUCCUGCUUCAACUCCUAAUCUAUUAGGACAUGUAACCGUUGGACCGAUAUUUCAGUGCAUGGCCAUAUAUUGCUGUGCCUGUAAUUUUUUAAGGAUGUUGGCAUAGCUGUGGCAGUUGGGUCAAAAUGAAUUAUUCAGAAUCCGCCGAAACAUCUACUAAUUACGUGGGCCUGGUAGUCACCUGGUGGAUUCUAGAUGGACUACUUAGGAAAUCCCGCCUGGAUUACCAGUUUGUUGUAUCUGAUUUGGUGGAUUCCAGACGUCGCAGUAGGCUGGGCGAGUAGCUUGACCCAACUGUGAUUAGACUCGCGAAUCUCGGUGGGGCUUUGUAGCCCAGGUGGCUAGACCGUUGGCUGUUGCGAGUUCGAAUCUCACCAAGAUCGCGGAGUUUUUCACAGUUUGGUCAAAAUGAAUUACUCGAAAUCUGCCAAAACACCUACUACUAACUAUGACAGUUGAAGUACUAAGAACAGUAAAUCGUGUGGACAUGUUGCCAGUCGAGACAGGCACGGCACACUGGAUGGAAACACAAAUUAUAAUCGAAAUUUAUAUAUUUAGCAAACGGAAAAAACCAGCUCGUCUGUUUGACCAGGCUUCCAUUUCAAGUGUCCUUAUGAAUGCGUCUUUGAUAUUAUUGAUUAGGACUAACUCAAAAUAGUUUGAUUAGACGUCCUUUUAAGCAAGGGAAAUAAACCUUAGUGCACACUUUUAGAUAGUCAAGCCCCAGGCGCUCUCUACUGGCUCGUUUUCCCUUCACGCACUCGCAUAUCUUACCGCUAUUCGUGAUCGGAGCAAUUCCAUAUCGAGAGUUCGGAGCAUCUGCAAUUGGCAUUCCGAUCAAAAGAUCUAGUGUGGGGCGAACAUCAAAGGCGCUCACCGUUUGUUGGUCGUUUAGACUAUGUAAAUACGUUAAAGCGUCACUAUAUGUGCGCAGUUUACCGCAUAAACGAGUUUUCGUCGCUAAAUGACCGGGAAUCACGUUAUGAAUCCAGCAAAAAUGGUUCGCGAAACCAGCCGCUAUUGAAAAUGAAGCGCACGCGCCACGUUGGUUAAAUGCCGUGAAUUGUUUUCUGACCUAGCACGAAACUGUGGCCAGAUAAGGCAUUAUUUUGGGAUUCACUUUUUUGUCUUCAGAUGGAAUGCGAAUUGGAGCGUUUCCAUAAACAAAAUGCUGCGCUAGAGUUGACCAUCGUGGAGAUGAAACAAAAACGAAAAUCUGGAGAUUUAGAGCUACAGGCUGAGCGACAGGCCACCCGAGAUGUAGAAGCUCUGGUGCGUCGAUUUAAGACCGACCUGUACAACUGUGCUGCCAAGAUUCAGGAUCCAAAGGGCCUCAAGGAGAGCGUGAUUGCACUCUACAAGAGGCACAUUCAAGAUGAUAUGGUGAGCAGUUCAUUUUUUUCAUUUCUUUGCUACCAUGAUCCCUCGCCUCACUUUUUUGCGUCACACUGGGCAAUGACGCUUUGUCAGACACAUAGGCAAAGGAUUUCGAUAGGCGAUUCCACUAUUAUUUUGCAGGUACUAAAAUGGACAGUUUCCUGAAGAUCAUCCCAGGUAUGGCUUUAAAGCUAGCAUGGUGGCGCCUUCCACAGGCCUGACAGUGCAAACCAGUUCGAGUUUUUGGGGCCUUACAUAUGAACUUUUUUUCAUUCCAGAGAAAGUAUAUUUUCCCCUCUGUUAACAAGUAUUUUUUGUCACCAAUAUCACUUAACUACCAAAAAUGACACAUUAAAAGGAUUCACGCUACUACAGAGAACGUGGACGUAUUGCACGUGACAACCCCCGGAACAACUCGCCGAAUUCUGAACACAGAUAACAGUUAAGAGUCCAGAAACGUGCUUCACAAAUUCUCUAAUGUUGUAGAGGACGGCAAAGAGGGACGCGAGUUCGCGAGUUUUCACAGGGUUUUUGAAAGGCUUCCAGUUUUAAAAAGUGCAUUCUUAAUUUCGUCCAAAGUUAAUGAUGGCUCCGGCAAGUUCGCUUCCUGCAGCCUUAUUAGAAGUUCGUUCAUUCAGUUGAUUUGCAGUUAUAAAGGAAAACAGUUACUUCUGUAGAGUUUGUGGGCCUGGUUUGGAAAGGGGAAUUCUUUACCCGAAACCCAUGUCUCGACACAGUGUGCCGCCGGUCACAUUUGACCGGGUGUGUCUGCAUCUUAAAAGGUCCCCCGAAACGAAGGUGAACAGUUUUUUUCGAAGAAGUUUUUAAAAUUUAGAAUGCAGACAAGGCAAUUCUGCAGAAAUAUCCUUGGACAACCAGAGGGAGGAGUGAGUCGAAUUGCCAAACCAAUGCCGACAUUGGCCAGGGCGUAUUUCGAGAUAAAGAAGCGUUCUUAUUACCGGCACUCAGGGGUACUUAUAAACUUAAACGAUCAAUUUCUUCGUUUUCGGCUUGUGUUUACUGCCGAAGUGCCAUAAAGCGCCAACCAGUGCAGGCCUGAUCCACAACUACCAGAUAGCCAACAAUUUCGCGCUAAUUAUCCAUCGUCAGCGCUCCUCAGGUCUUUGUCCUUCAAAAACGCUCUCAUCUGACGUGAGGCUAGGGAACUGAAGAGAUAACUAUAAUCAUAGGAAUCUUGUUAGUUCCAUCAUGACUUUGGAGUCGCAAAAGAAUUUGCCUUCUUCCAGUUCUAACACAAUAAAUUUCCUACUUUAGUUCUUUUCCUCGAUAAUCUUAGGUUUCAUCUAUCAGAGGGUCAGAGAUUAGAAUUUCCUAGUGGGAGCUCCAGCUUUAUUACUAUUUUACUCCCCCACUACUAAUUGCAUUUGGAGAUAUAUUAUCUGAGUGGGGAAACGCCCCAUAUCCUCCAGUACGUUUAAUUAUCCUUUUAGGCUUUUGGGAGGGUGUGAGUACUUAGCGUACACAAGAGACAAGUCAUUUGGAAUGCAGGACCAAAGUCCCUGCACAACAAGCCUUCAAGCUUUAAAUGCUGAUCGAUUUAAGUUCUGUUUUUUAUUGAAUAGAGUUGUUAUUUUUUUGUCUGACGUACCCAAAAAUGCCAGGACAGACAAACAGAGGAGGUAAAUCUCCCGAAAUCGGAAGUGGAUUUCAGCGGGUUGGCUAGAUCACAGAUUUCCGCUAUUAAGGAAUGUAAAUCAUUUCCGCCUCUGUUUCAUUAGAUGAGCUUAAAUGAUCACCGAUCAUGCCUUCUCGCAGUUUCGUCAACUGUAUCAGGCUACAGGUGCGUUGUGCUCUAGAAACACCACUCACUCCAUUCCGGAAGUAUUUAGGACGAGAGAGGAGCAGUCUCCUAUUCUCAAGAUAAACUCAUUGCUGAGGUCUAACGCUUCCUGGCUCUUGAUUAAGACGGUUAGUUGUCCUUGAAUCUGAUGCGGUGGAGGUCUAGCAAAAACCUAAAAGCAAAUUAAUUAGAUGGUAAUACAGAAAAUGGAUUCAGAUAUUCCAAUUUCUAUCAAUAAUUUCUAAAGUUGUACCAAAAAACCGCUCGGAAAAUAUUGAGACAAGUACUGACCUAAAUGGGUCUCAGAGAAAGCUCGCGAGUCUCGAAGGCAGAUGACUAUUAAUACGGAGAAAAAGUUGCCCGGCAAGUUAUUGGGCGGUGUCGAAAGAAACUUAUGCGACUGACUUGUACAUAUUUUGAGAGUGUGUUUAGGGGACCUGUACUUUGGAUGCUCACACUACUAACUGCCAACUUGGUUAGCUUUAAAACAUUUGGGAUAUUGUACGGAAGUUGAUAUCGCUCGAAUCAAGCACAUAUCUUCUUCUUCUGUCGAAAACUUGAUAUUCUGCACCAAACCUUGAACCAGCUCCUCAGGAUACUUUCAGACUAAUUUCUGGCUAGAUACAAAGGGUUUUUUCGUACCAGAAAGCUUUGGAUCACGAAACCCGUGGCAGCUGCCCACGAAUGCCAGCUGCCGUUGGUGGAUCCUCGGAAAACGUAGCUACCAGGUUUUACGCCUAUAGAAACUGUUUCUUUUUCUGACUGGCCACAGACGAAGACUAAGUCGAACCUUUUGUGAUUGCAUUGUGCAGCGGGUGGUUAGACGAGACACGAUUCUUGCAUUUGUCAAAGAGUCUGUUGUCGAUGUUUCCACCUCUAGGCUGCCGUAAUCAGUAGAUGGAAUUUUUGCGUCAGCCAAAGCUGGAUCGAUACUGUCGUGAGCUUGACGGACCUUUACACUGAGUGCCUUUUACAUCGCUCGCCCGAUACUGGGGUUGGAGUACUUCCGGCAAAUAAGCUGGCCGGCAAGGACUUCACUGCUGACGCUAUGUUUUAAACACAGACGGGCAUAGCCAACAAUCGCAAGCUCGUUAACACUACACAUAUUGUCAAUAUCCAAUGACUGCCUUCUAAGUUUGAAGUAGGCAACUCCGGAAUCUGACAAUUUGCUGAACAGUAUUCCCUGGACGGCAAGAAUGGUCCAUGCAGUGGGAUUCGGGAUGAGGGCAUGCAAUCAUCGACCAUCUACGGGGCUGGCAGCAGAGGAAACAGUUUUCAUUGUCCGUUUCCUAGGAUGCUCAUCUAUGGUUCGACAAAUUUGCUCGUCAGCGUCAAGGUCGUUUAAAUCGGAUUUUUUAGACUCCGAAGACUUUAGGGAAUUACUGCGACAAACUGACAGGACUUUGGGUGCCGUUGAAGAUUUUUUGAAGCAUAUUUCGCAGACAGCCUCAGACACAAACGAUUAGCGGAUUGGGCACGGGAAUAAUUGUCCCGCCCGUAUUACGGGAACCCUUGCACUAAAUUCCAGGGAAACACCUAUCUCCAAGUCGUAACGUUACCCUAACCCUCUAACACAAACCCCUCCAACUAUACCCUAACCUUUAACUCCCCUGGAGUGUACCUCACUGUCACCUAUGAUACGGGCGGGGUACAUAUUUCCAUGCUCUGCCGACUCACCAAAUAACCAGCCUCGCCUUUACAGGCUUUGAACUUCUAAUCAACAGGUCGCACGAUCGAGCCCCAGGGGUUGCACACCUCGGACUCGGGUAUGGCUGAAUGAGGACGGCUAAUAAGCAGGAAGUGGCCAUUUUAGUCUCCCUUGUCUUUGACGGUAAUUAUUUUUUGCUUACCUUACGCGCUUUUGUGCAGUUGCUGGCUGGAUCCGAGAGAUAGGAACGCAAGCCGCAACGGGACGAAUGAGUUCCGUAACGUGAUCGAUGUGCGCCCCUGUACCGUUGUGUUCAGUCACAGCCAGCUACUUAUUGCACUGUCUUCAUAUUUGUGGGUUUUUCUUCUUGCUUGCCCUGUGCUUUUUUUAAUCGUGUCAGGCAGCCGUCGGCUUUCAAACGAAUUUUCUGGUAUACAAUUUGACAGUCCGAUUGACGGCCAGCAAUUAGAGGCUCUCGGCUAGCUUUGCCGAUACACAAUGAUAAUAUCAUAUUACGGAGUAAAAGGAGGUUCCCUUGAACGUUUUAACAAGGAGCAAUUAAAACGAAACAAGGUUAUCCCAUUUUUGCGCGUCAUAAAUGGGAUAGAUCGGACAAACGGACAGGUGUUCCACUUAAAGCCAACAGUGAAGUAGUUAACAGCUGCCUCUCAAGGCUCCUUAAACUUGCCUAGUGCUGUCAGAGAGAAAAAACAUAACUAUUAAAUAACUACAAGCCUGAUCUAUUUGGAACUUUUCUUGCAAUUUGGGCUUUAGUCCUGAUUUGAUCACUCACUCCUAACUCUUUAUAUUUCAGCGAGGACUGAUUGAUGGCCAAGUACUGUUGUUAAUAAGUGUUUUGUUACUCACCCUGUUUGUUAAAUUUUCAAAGUUCAAGGGUUUGCUGCAAGCCCCUGAUUACUUUAUAAUUCUACCUACGGUUUAAGAUAGACCAAGUGCCAAACGUGUUCAUAGGUGACUCAAAAUAUCAUGGUUUAUUAUCACUCACUUCCUACUGGUGAAGUAAAGUGAACUUCUGUAAGCUCCCUCUAUGUGCAAUAUAAUUAGGUUUGAGAAUUGGGUAUGCCCAUAAUCACUUUUCAUAUUGGCCCAACUGUGAAAAACUCGGCGCCUCGGUGGGAUUCGAACCCACGCAAUAAGGGGAAGGCUUUAGCACAGCCAACGCUCUAACCACUUGAGCUACGAGGCCCCGUCGGACAACGCAUUUACAAUCCGUUUUCAUAAAAAGUCUUUCGGAGUUGAGUUGUGGAUUGAACCGUGGAAGUUGUUCGUGCGGCUUCCUACACGCAGGUUUCCGUUGCCGCAAAUGCGGUUUUUUCAAACAUGUCUCCUCGUGGAGUGAAUAACUGGAGGACAUUUCAGAUUUCUCGCAGUGCAGUUUCCAACCAUCCACUGUAUAGUUAAGUGUUAUCGGCAUGGUCCGGGGUAAUCCUGAGAAAGUCCCUUGGGUACGGAUGAUCCAGGUGGGCAAAAAGAAACCUUACAUUUAAGAAAAAGGACACGCAGGCGAAAUGAUAGCUCCAGUAGUCUCUUAAGUAAUUCAUUGGAUUUUAGAAGGCUAGCAUGCGCCAAUAGUGCUCAGCCUUCGGCAUAUGUCCCUGGAUGUAAUUGCUUAACUAAUUCACCAGGCAUAAAACGCCCUGACAUCAAGCCUGCAUAACUGGUCAGCAGUCCAGUUUUUGUCGUUAAUUCCCCAACGCUUAGACCGAACUGUGCCCUCUGCUCGUGUUUGGCCGUAUCAGAUACCUUAGACCGUGCAGAAUAAAUGAUGCAAUAUAUGUUCGCCUAUAUACCCCAUAGUAAAACAAACUGCAAAUACCCUAAAUAUCUUGCGGCAACUGCAGUCCUAUCACAGAACUUGGUGCACACAGCAGACCUAGCCCACAAAGUUCUCGUAGUGUAACAGGCGGAAUAUUUGUUCUUUUGACCGUGGAACUUAUCUACUACGGCCACGUUACGCGACUGGCAUAUCUGUUCUUGGGACCACAAAUAAACACGUAAUAUCUUGUGGAGCAUUAUACUUAUGUAAUACGACUUGCUUGCGGCGAACGACUGGCUAUAUUGUGUCUCCCACGUGAGAACUUGGUUGGUACGGCUGAUUUACAAACUCAAUCCAGGACUGAAACGGUGCAGGCAAUCCCCUAGUUUGUGAGUCCAACCUUUGACCUCUGGCUGGCAGCCACGAAAUUCACGACCAGAACCAGCUGCUUGUUGCUGAGAAUUAACAUGGCAUGAAGACGUCAGCACGGUCAGCAACCUACAGGGUAGUGUGUGAAGUCAAGCGAGGAAUAAUCGACGCCGAUAUACGCCCUUAUAAAUAUGUCACAAACACCAACUUGCACAUGGGUUUGCCUGCGGAGCAUGCGGGCAAUUUCCAUGACGCACCGACAGCUGAAAAGAUACGCAAGAGUUGUGUGCAGAGCAAAUCCUUCCCAUUCCAAUCUUCCUUUAGUUACUCCUAAUCAAGACUUGUCUGUGGUUAUGGUGGUUAGAGAAUACCCCUAUCUUUAAGCCGUCACAAGUUCAACAUUUCGGUUAGGUUCUCAUUGUGCCGUUGUGUUUUCGUUGACGAUUGGUUCGAUUAUUUAUGUACAAGGAGGGAAAAUAACUACUGAACACUUUGACGUGGUGGAUACGGUCGUUCGGCUGGCUUAGAGGAAUGAUAUUUCACAUUCCUGUAGCAUUCUGUACCACUGCAGAUCUAUCAGUACGAUUCCCGCCUACUCCCUUGAAGUCAAAAGUUGAUUGGCACGUGUCAAUAGCAACUCUUGUCGGUAAGAGUAGAAACAUAACUUCAGACAACUCCAUACACGGUAAAAUAAGGGCUUGUAUAAAUAAGAAAUGGGAAAAAUAAGUUCCCAAAUAAAACUUCUUUUCUCAAUUGAUUUUGGAUACCUGUGUAGACUACGUCAUAUAGCCUUCAAAGAAGCACAAGUUGUUUUAUUACUCUCAGUGAGCGGCAAGACGUGUAAAAUACGACCUUUAUGUGUCAAAAUCUUUUACACCUAUCAGAUGGCCUGUUCAUAGGCACGCAAAAAGUUUUUUAAAACUCUUUUAGAGAAAACGCAUAGAAAUUUGGCUUGAAAACCGAAAUAUUCCUUCUCGCCGUGUAAUAACCAUAAAGUUUGCAUAAUUUCUCACAAAAUGAACAUACACAAUGAAAAUCACGUGCAUGUAGUCAUACAAUCACUGGAAAUCAGCGGAUACAAUACCUACUACCUAAUUAUAAAUAUUUGCCAAUGUAAUUUACACAGAUGGCCCGAACGAUGGGCCAGAAGCCAACGAGUUCCGUCUAGCUAUACAGCUUGGAUUAUGUUUUAUGCCGAUCGGUACGUUCUAAACGGACGUAUCACAAUGGAGUUUCAGGAGCGUAAGAAUUACGGUAGUCUCUUCUUUAACAAUGUGCACAACCAUCUGCUCCUAUUUUGUGUUAUACAGUUGUACCCAAAACGUUCGCGCUUCUGAAUCUGUGGCUUCACGAACGCACGCAUUUUUUUCUUGUGGCCUAGCACUCUAAAUUUACGUAGCAUUCAGUGGCUCAUGUCCAAAUCACUGUCUCAUAUCUCUCUCAUUUGACUAAGGCACGUAUGUCUUUUGCUGCGCGAGAGCAUCUCUGAAUAAAUGAGCUGCCGCGCCUCUGUGAGCGCGUAUGUUAAAGUGUCUGAUGAUAUCUGGUGCCUUUGAGAAAUGAUGCGAUGAGCUCCGAUGUUCUUUUAAUUAUGCCCAGAACUUCAAGGGCGACGCCUUAUUGCAGAAGACAAAAAAAGCAAUUAGAUUCAGAGAGAAGGUCAGUUCCACUUAUCUCCACCCCUCCCCCCCCCAACUAUCACACUCCCGGAAACGUCCGUCUCCGCUUACAAAUUGAGGAAAUUCCGGGUGGAGAGACGCUGGGUACCUAUAGUGUAUCCGCGAAGACUCAGUAAUGUCGACUAGAUGAAAGCCGACAGAUAGGGCUGCGCAUUUUGGUGUUGCGCCGAGGCCGCAAAAUUAAUCACGGCAGGCAGCUAAGGGUCCGGAAUAGUAAACGACCUUUGGAGGAUGGGGACGAAUUCAUGAGCAGAAAAAUCGCGCUCCCCCUCUCACCUUGUUGAGCCGUCCCAUACCCCCUUGACUGCUGUGCAUCCCCACGCUACCCCUGAAGUCCGGUGCGUACGCACUAACUCUCAUCCACUACCCUUUAACAGUUGGACAUGCAUACGUACUCUCUCACACACACACACACACACACCUGACAAGGUUAGCCUAACCAGUCAGGCUAUCAGAACAAAACUACAUUGUCCCCCAGUCUGCAAAUACAUCCUCAAUUAUAAAUUCCCAGUCAUUGUCACCACAAGCCCGUCUUGGCCAUGGUUUUUUGCGCGCUUCAUACAAAGAAUGAAUCCCGGCAACCGGCUGCGUAGGGGUCUUGAGAAAAGUCCUAUGAAUGGUAGCCCACAGCAAAUAAACCAAUGUUGAACCCACGUAGACACCUACUUUAUUGCUUCCCCGUCGUGAGUUUGAGCAAAUAUUUCUUCCCAGUGCGUGCUGUCGUCAAUGCGAUUUAGUAGAUUUGAUGAUAUAAUAUAUUAGUUAAUUAAAUCUGGUUGUUGUGUGGUGAAUGCUCGGUAUGUCUUUGGUGCGAUUAAAGGGGACUUUUUAAGGUUAUUCAUCGCGCCAAAUCUUAUAUACAGCCUUUGUUGGUUCGCGCUAAAAAAGACAGAAAGAGUGAGGCCGGUUCAGCCUGAGUUACUUCUAUUUUAGUAAAUACUAUUAUGACAGUGGGUGCUCGCCAAUCAGGUUACGGAACAUGCUCGUUCCGUUGUGCCUUGGGGCUCAUACUAGAAUCCUCGCAGGCAGUCGCACAGCGACUAGUGAUCCACACUUGGGUUUGGGUAUGACUGGCUGAUGACGGCUAAUAAGCCGGAAAUGGCCAUUCCGGUCUCCCUUGUCUUUGUCGGUACCACCCGAUUUACAUCAUUCUACUAGUCGCUGUGCGACUGCCUGCGAGGAUUCUAGUAUGAGCCCCAAGGCACAACGGAACGAGCAUGUUCCGUAACCUGAUCGGCGAGCGCCCACUGUCAUAAUUAAUAUUCCCGAUCACAACCGACAGGACAACGGGCUCGUGGCUCAAUGGUAGAGCGUCAAACUCCAUGACCAAACAUCCCGGGUUCUAAUCUCAAGUGAUUCACACUGGGGGUUGAGUAUGACUGGCUGAUGACGGCUAAUAAGCCAGAAAUGGCCAUUCCGGUCUCCCUUGUCUUUGUCGGCUCCAUCUCAUCUGAGUAAAUACUAUGUUCAAAAGGCAAUUUGGCGAGCAUACGUCUGCUCUCGAUAAAUUUUCUUUCGGCCUCUACGUACAUAUGGCUAUUGAAGUAGUGAAUUAAAAGAUAUGGGCAAGUAGAUAAUUAAGCUGUUGCUCGGGCUUGGGGAGGGGAGGGUGAGAGUGAAACAGCACAAGGGAGAAAGCGGGUCCCGGCGAAGAUAAUUACAUGCGGGUGGCUGGCUUGGUGACUUUGAGUCAUGACAGCCGUGGGACCUGUAUGAAGUUAUUCUGUGCUCAUAUGACCGGUCCGUGUAGCCUGAUUGCAGCCGCCUCUGCCGUAGCCAACAAGCGAUGCCCAAGUUGUUUUGGAUAGCUUGAUGGGACCUUGUAAAUCACUCUGAAUGUCUCUCUGGCGUCUACACGGUGGUCUGUGGCUACCAUCUGCUCGAGGAUCGAGCUGCUGGUGUUCUUUAUUUGAUCCUACACAGCACAACUGAGGCCGCAAAGCAAAUGUAGACUAACGUUACCACCACGGCGAGGGAAGAUCUUCUAAAUGCCCCGAUUGUCAUUCCGAGUCCAGGUGCUUGAGCAUCUAGGAGCCCGUCUACUCUCAGGCAUCCUGAUUGACCCAAAAACGUGCCCCACACAGGCAAAGGGAAAACGUUCAUUGUAAAUUUAUGUUGUUUCCUACACUGAACUGUAUCUGGAGUCCGUUUUGGAAACAAAUGAAGCCGGAAGUUCUUGGAAUUCGAUGACAAGUGUCUUUCAUUGGCUGCAGAUGUUUUCCUGCGACCUUGGUCUCGGUGUAAGAGUGCAGGCAUUGACAUAUCUGGCGACUUAUCUGCCUUUGGCAUGAAAACUUAGGCACUGGACACAUUAAAAUCGUCUAGUAACUAAGCCCGUCACAAAGCUGACAUCGAUACCCGCCCUGAGGCCCACCUGAGUGGUAAUUUUGACGACAAGCGUUUCGGCUUUUAUCCGAUUUCAAAACGCGUUUAUUUGAUCACUUACGGUGCAGUAUAUAUGCUACUUUCAUGAGGUGUCGACUGAAAUUUGAAAACUGUUUUUAAUUCGAAAAGAUUAGUUAACGGUUGUUGUCAUAUUAAUAAUCCUGUCAAAUGAUCUUAAGAUAUUCUAGUCAUGUCAGGAUGCCAGCUUUUGAACGAGCUGAUUAUCGACCGCUGACACAAACUAUAAAAAUACAUCAAUGUUUGGGCUUAGCCAAGUGACAAAGGCAUGACGUAUCUUCGAUUUCAAGUUUUUCUAGUCACAGUCCUCAUCUCUUCCUUGAUUUCCAUCAUACACACUACCUAGAUGAGAGGGAUUUGGUGACUUCUAAUAUAUGUAAGGUAGUUUGUUUUGUCCAGUGUUCAUACAGAUACUACUUCUUUUGGGCAAUUUGGCAUGAAAACUUAAACUGGAUUGUUGUAAGGCUGUCAUUUUUUGGAAAUUAGAAGUGUUGCCAAUUAACAAGCCCGACUUUGUGUUUUCCUAACAGACAGCCGAAGCAGCCGUUGGGGUCGACCUACAAAAGGAGUUCGCUCGACAGCGGGAACACCUGGAACACUCGAUGGCGGGUCUGCGGAAGAAGUUGGCCAAGGACUCUGAAGUUCACAAGUCUGAUUACGUCCGCAUCAUGCAUGUAAGGAUUUGAUGAAUUUUUCGUAACCGGUAUUUCAGGACCCUCUGUCUAUGGUGAAUAUUCCCUUUAACCUGCAAUGCACACAUGACAUCCGCUUAGGAAACGAACUCCAACAAGAUUGGCAAAACGUACUGGGAAACACAAGUUGAGUGAAAUGGUAGCAUAACACCUCUGGAAGACUGAUACCACAUGUUUUGUCUGUGCAUCUUCUUCCCCUUUGUGUGCUCGGAGCAUUUGCACCCCGUAACUACAGGUAUAAACUAAACCACAGUUAGAAGUGUACACACGCAAGGCAUCCUUAGUGGUUCCGACUGGGCAGAUCGUCUUGACCGCCCACGCCAUCCUCUAGACCUACGAUAGCACUCGCUUAUGCUACUGUACGGCUGCUGGCAGGGCUCGAGAGAAAGAUGCCCAAGGCACAGCGGGAAGAGUAAGUUCCGUAACGCAGUCGGUGCCCGUCCCCCUACAAAAGAACCCCUCUCGUGUAGCACGCGAAACCCUUUUCACUUAACGCACACAGGCGAUCUUACUGUAACCAGUGUUACCCAAAAUUCACAGUUGUUAAACCCAUCAGCGUAAAGAGCACGCCUAACCUGAUAUGUAUAUGAAUAAACGUAAGUAGCCUUGUCGCAGGGCACGCUUACUCAGGCUGAAUGAUCCUAAAAUCGUUCCUUUACUGCGUUUUUGCUAAUUGUCAAGAAACGGCGAAUGCAAUCCUAUUUGAUGGCCGGCAAAAUUUUCAGUGUCGUAAUACCGAAGUGGUCAAUGGGCUUUUGUAGGUAAGCGAUAUGUCAAGUCAGUGUCCAGUCACGUCUGGUUCAUUUACACUGAAUGGUCCACGGUUUGUCAUGCUGAAAACUUGCUUAGGUCGCAGCUUACCAUCUAUGCGAGUCGUUCAACUAUUCUCGACCUCUGGACAAGUCAGGCGGGUCUCAGUUAAGCAAACGGGUAAAGUCCGUUUUCUCGGAUCUAUGGUGUGCGUUGCUGAAGUGGGCUGUUUUGAACAAUUAUUAUCCUGUCGGUUUGCCGGCUGCAAUUGGCUUAAAUUUUUUAAUGUUUUCGGUCUUUGCUUAAUUAGCCAUAUUGUAAAGUCGAAAAUCCCUCAUAACUACUGUAAGAACUCCCUAAUUCGAAGCGAUUUUGGUGGUAAAUAUGCAGCUUAUUUAUCAUCUUAAUUGUAAGAGUGUGAGUCUCUGACAUUCAUAAGAGAUUAAGAGGCUUCUUUUGCAUUCAAGUGAGUUGUAGCAUCCUGUGCAAUACAAAUUUAGCGUGAUACUCAGAGGUAGAAUAAUUUUGCUGUACGAUCCGGAGAAAAAACUGGAGGAGUCAGAGCCUGGAGGUUCUAAUAUUUGAAUUUUCAAGAUGCGGUCACUGACAAGCUCGAACAAAGCCUGAAACAGGAUGGACUGAAAUUUGUUGAAUUGAACAAGGAAGAUGGUGGAUGCGCUCUUUAUAACACAUUCUGCACAAAACUCGGCAAUGCUUCUUGACGGUGAUUAUACCACUUGGAUUAAGAGAACUAACAGGAGCAAUAUCAGCCGUAGACAGUUAAGUGGCCACCAUUCUUUCAUUUAGGCGCUCAACUGAGAUUGUACUUUUCUACCGUGUGUCGCUGCAAUCAGUGCGAAGAACAGAACGUGUCCGUUUAUCGUGGGGAUUUUCUCUCUCUCAGCGUGCGUCACAGUCGUACACUGAAAGAAAAACGAUUUUCUUCAAAAAGUCUGCAUACAGCGGACCUUGUGACGCCGAGCUGGUUGCUAUUAGUUCAGUUGUUUUUGUAUGAACUCAGCCUAUUUAAUCUUAUUUACAUUCCACAACACAUCAGAUAUAAACCUGCUUAAACGCAACUUCACGGACUGGCUAACCGUUGCUCGUAGCUCAGAAUUGGUGCAUUUUUUCUAACUCACAGUCACAAAGAUCGAGGUGAUCUACCUUUAUUAUAUCGUAAUCUUGUGGUUUCGGCAAAACUACUUAGAGUGACUGACAUAUUUUCGGAUAUUCUAAUAAUAUUUUCUUCAGCUCCAGCUACAAUUAUUUAUUUUACAAGCAAGGGAACGUGCAAAAGUUCUUCCCCGUGUUGACUUCGAAAUUCCAACCCACGUCUUUAAUGCCAUCAAACAGACUCCGUUGUGUAAGCAUAACGAGUGUGUGCCAAGUUUAGAGAUGAUAUUCGACACGCAUGUUAUCAAGUGAUUUAUUCGUCUACAGAUCCCAAAACAGCGCUAGAGAAACUAAGCCUUUACUUCCAAGUAAGCCUAUGUAGACUGCUGAGAACGAAAUAAUGUCUUGGUUCUCUCCACGCCCUUUUUCCCAUGCCCACUUUUAGGAGAACGUGAAUCUUAUCGAAGAAAUCAAUAAGCUACGCGCUGAACUGAAACUUGGUCGAAACCGUAUUCGAGACUUGGAGGCGACCUUGGGCAUCAACCGGCGACAGGGUGAGGCCGCACGGAAGGUAUUGGAGAGGAUUGUUGGCCGCCGUCCGAACCCCGUGAUCGUACAGGAGCUAGAGGAGGCCCACCGAGCUCUGUUGUCACAACAGAAAUUCAUGGGCCUACUACACGAACAGAUUCGCACUGAACAGCAAUGCUCCCACAAUACGGAGGCUGAUCCAAGACCCUUGGUCGGACCCAAUACUCGCCCCCUACCACCAAUCGACGGAGGCUCUCAACAGGAAGACUAA
Molecule: messenger RNA, 25120 nt
Organism: Spirometra erinaceieuropaei
Lineage: Eukaryota; Metazoa; Platyhelminthes; Cestoda; Diphyllobothriidea; Diphyllobothriidae
Source: the annotation of a GenBank genome assembly